ACCGUGGAAAGUACGGUGAAUCGGAGGCGGUGGGUCGGCGUGCACUGGAGGGGCUCGAGAAGAUUCUUGGACUACACCACCCAGACACCCUAACAAAUCUCAACAACCUAGCCCUUGUGCUACAAUCCCAAGGAAAGUACCAUGAAUCAGAGGAGAUGAAUCGGCGUGCACUGGAGGGUUAUUACAGAAUUCUUGGACCAGACUACCCGCACACCCUAACAAGUCUCAACAACCUAGCCAUUGUGCUAGAAUCCCAAGGAAAGUACGAUGAAUCAGAGGCAAUGAAUCGACGUGCACUGGAGGGGCGCGAGAA
Tuber aestivum (summer truffle) is the source of this 313-nucleotide messenger RNA. Lineage: Eukaryota; Fungi; Ascomycota; Pezizomycetes; Pezizales; Tuberaceae. The record is from the annotation of a GenBank genome assembly.